GUCACGACUCACCUGUGGGUGGGUGUAGGAUCUGGGAUUAGCAGUAGCCGCAGGUAAUAGCCAAACAUUGGGAGACUCUCGGCUACACAACACUGAACUUUACAAAAAAAGAAGACGACACGAAUGAGCCUAGUUGCGUUGUUCGGCCGAGACAGCGGACCGGACUGGGUUUGCAAAAGUUCUGUUGUUCCGUGGAAGUAAAGUCACCUGGAAAUCUGUGGGCGGUCGAAAGAGAAGUCUUUCUCUCUGUGUUUGAAGCGCUAGCUCAAGUUUUCCUCCCAGACUUCCGCGGUUCGCUCGCUGAACAAGUUAUCUGGGAUAAAAGACAACCACAAGUGUUUCCUCAUAUGCGGUCCCAGGCAUUUUGAGCCAUGCCUGGCCACAGCACAGGGGCUCCCCAGGUGUCCCGCCACCAAAAACACUCCAGCUCCAGAGCAGACAAGUACCGACACACUCGGACUAUAUCCAAGGAGAGCACGGCCAGCCAGGACUCCUACAAGGAUCCCCACGGGGAGCAUCACACUGACCACUCCCGGUAUCCGGAGAACAAGUACGGUCGCAGCGGAGGCCAUCCACGGAAUGGCACGGCGCGGGGCUCGGAGACUAUAGGAUUUAUUCCCGGGUCAGCAGACAGCACGCCCGCCAGCAGACAAGCCUGUGGCUCCUGUGCGUCCAUGGGCUGGAGUGGCUGCAAGGCUCUGAUCUGCUGCGUACUCACCUGUGGGUUUUAUGGCAGCAGAGAGCCCUGCCUGCCUGUCAAUGAGAGCUCCACAGACCACCCCCCUAAAGCGGGUAACGAGCCUCACCCUGCUAUCGGCCUGGCGCUGAACAACCCCACUUGCGGCAUCCCUUUGGAGUCCAGCAAGUCUACCAGACCCUCUAAGCUGCCCACGAGUGACAGCUUCCGCUACCCGGACGUGCGCAUCGCAGGUCAGACGGUAAGGUAUCCGGUCGCUCCCCCCAAACGGACCCGCACGCCUGGCAAGGGGGAGAGCCAGCGGCCUGUCAGCAACACGAGCCUGUUGUCCCGUGAGGACUAUGACUUGGAUGACCUGAGCGACACAGGCACAGACAUUGACUCGCUCAUCACCAAGAAGCUGCUGGAGCUGUACGCACUGCACCAGAUCGACCAGCUGGCCAAGUGCACCUCCGACUCCUCGUUCUCCCGCAAGACCAAUGAGAUCAGCGAGCUCAUCUACAGCAUCGCCCAGGACUACAACCUGGAGGAGCAGGAGGCCGAGUGUAAGCUGGUGCACGGGGUCAUCCGCAUCAGCACCAGGAAGGGCAAGAGGAACAAGAGCCAUCCGUCGACGGGACAGCAGCGUCCGAACGGGAGGAGUGACGGGACUCUGCCUGACAGCGGCAACGAGACCAUGACCAACACUUUCAUGAGCAGUGACUUUCCAGAGGUGAAAGUGUCAGAGCAGACGCCAUCCGACGAGCUGGCGAGGAAAAUGAGACAUUACAGCGGGAGAACGUACUCCUCCAGCACCGCCACAGCCUACUCGGCCUACCAUCAUGACACUGAGACUAACUCUUCAGGCGCUCCCCUGCUUCUCUGAAGGGCAACAGGAGCAAAAGUAUCUAUACUGACAAAGUAAUGUAGUCAACUAGAUGGAUAUCCUUCUGCUAUCAGUUUUUGUGUUUUUUGCUGUUACUGACUGGAGCACCUUUUACCCUAGGCGGUUGUAAUUCUCUUUUUUUCUUUAGUGGUCCAGCUAAAGUUUGCUAUUAGAGUGUCAUGUAAAUGUAUGGACCUUUUAUCUUUCCAGCACAUGACCCACUGAGGAAACUUUUUUUUUUUCUUCCACAGGGAAAGAUCUUAAUGUAUUUUGGUACGCAGUGUUUAAAGUUGUUUUCAGAAAAAGCAACAUGACUACACUCCUUGCAAUCUUAGCAGUUGGGCCAGAGGAUAGAGACUGAUGGUAGAACAAAACCGUCCUCAUUCUUGUCUGUGUGGUUGUUUAUGCAAGCCAUUGUGCAUGCACUGUUUGGGUUUAUUGACUCCUGCCAUUUAGAUUCUUUAAAAGCAUGUUUUGUCCUGAAAGCUGCAUUGUUAAGCCAUAUUUUGAUGUGUAUAUAUUUUUAAGUUGAUGUUACUUACUGGGUGUUAAACCACUUGUGGUCACAGUUUUUUUUAUUCACAGAUAAGCCCUGUUUUUAACAAAAUAAAAUGUUUAUGCUU
Morone saxatilis (striped sea-bass) is the source of this 2185-nucleotide messenger RNA. RefSeq names its product keratinocyte differentiation factor 1a (gene kdf1a). Gene Ontology annotation, cellular component: cell junction. The transcript is spliced from 4 exons. Gene Ontology annotation, biological process: keratinocyte development; regulation of epidermal cell division. The coding region runs from base 372 to 1562 and encodes 396 amino acids. Lineage: Eukaryota; Metazoa; Chordata; Actinopteri; Moronidae. The record is from RefSeq and is a predicted model, not a curated record.